Molecule: messenger RNA, 1534 nt
Organism: Rhincodon typus (whale shark)
Lineage: Eukaryota; Metazoa; Chordata; Chondrichthyes; Orectolobiformes; Rhincodontidae
Product: translation factor GUF1, mitochondrial-like
Exons: 12
Biological process (GO): positive regulation of translation
Cellular component (GO): mitochondrion
Molecular function (GO): GTPase activity; mitochondrial ribosome binding; GTP binding
Source: RefSeq, a predicted model, not a curated record
ACGUGGUUACACGUGCUGUGGCCCCGCCCCUCCCUCAGCGGCCGCCAUGUUGGUCGGCCCCGGCCGCUUGUGGCCGUUGUGUGUGUGUCGGCUGUUGAGGGUCCAGUGCGGGCGGCUGCGAUGGCAGCAGCAGCAACACAGCGGGCCGAAAGAGCCUUCAUCGGGUCGGAGAAGAGAAGAAGAACCAUCCGGGAGAGGGGUCUGUUGGCGGCGGGAGAAGGACAACUAUGAUCUGACCAAAUUCCCUGUAGAAAAUAUUAGAAAUUUCAGCAUCAUAGCACAUGUAGACCAUGGGAAAAGUACACUAGCAGAUAGACUAUUGGAAAUAACAGGGGCAAUAGUCAAGACUGAUCACAACAAGCAAGUACUGGAUAAAUUGCAAGUGGAACGUGAACGAGGUAUCACUGUCAAGGCACAGACAGCAAGUCUGUUUUAUCACCAUGAAGGAAAGACCUAUCUCUUAAACCUCAUUGAUACACCAGGUCAUGUGGAUUUCAGCUAUGAAGUUUCUCGAUCAUUGUCUGCUUGUCAGGGUGUACUGCUGAUAGUGGAUGCCAAUGAGGGAAUUCAAGCACAGACUGUGGCAAACUUCUUUCUUGCAUUUGAAUCGCAGCUAAAGAUAAUCCCAGUGAUAAACAAGAUUGAUCUCAAGCAUGCUGAACCUGACAGAGUUGCAAAACAGAUUGAAAAAGUCUUUGAUAUUCCUAAAGAGGAGUGCAUUCUGAUUUCAGCCAAACUUGGGACAAAUGUAGAUAAAGUUUUGGAAAAGGUUGUUAAAAAAAUUCCUCCGCCAUGUGCAAAUCUUUCAGACCCAUUGCGAGCUUUGGUAUUUGAUUCCACUUAUGACCACUACAGAGGAGUCAUAGCCAGCAUUGCACUGUUUGAUGGAUGUAUGCAAAAGGGUGACAAAAUAAUGUCAUCGUACACGAAGAAGGUGUAUGAAGUUAAUGAAGUUGGAAUCCUGAGGCCUGAUCAAUAUCCAGUAGAAAAACUGCAUGCUGGACAAGUGGGCUAUUUGGUUGCUGGAAUGAAGGAGGUGAAGGAGGCACAGAUUGGAGACACCUUUCAUUUACAGAAACAACCUGUGGAGCCACUAACAGGGUUCAAACCUGCUAAACCAAUGGUCUUUGCAGGAAUGUACCCCAUUGACCAGUCUGAAUAUACCAACUUGAGAAAAGCUGUGGAGAAACUAACACUAAAUGAUUCUAGUGUGACAGUUCAUCGAGAUAGCAGCCCAGCCCUAGGAGCUGGCUGGAGAUUGGGUUUUCUUGGACUUCUGCACAUGGAAGUAUUCAAUCAACGCUUGGAGCAAGAGUAUAAUGCCUCAGUUAUUCUUACUGCCCCCACUGUUCCAUACAAAGCAGUUCUGUCAUCAAGCAAAUUAAUCAAGGAAUACGGAGAAGAAGAAAUUACAAUUUUAAAUCCAUGCCAUUUUCCUGAUAGAUUGCAAGUUAAAGAAUAUUUGGAACCAGUAGUUACUGGCACUAUCCUCACUCCUGAUGAUUACAUUGGGAAAAUAAUAUCACUGUGUCAG